AAAAAGAGGACUCAAAACACAUUGCAGAUAAAGUUUCAGAAAUCAGAAGAAAGAAACAGGGAAGAUAUCAUGGAGAUGUGCCUGGAUGAUAAGUGGAAGCUGUCCAAGAAGGGGAGCCGGAGGUUGGCGGCGGUGAUGCCGGCGGCACCCACCACCAGCAGUGCCGUGAGCCCCAAGGGCCGGAUGUCAAGGGGCUCGGGCAGGUCGGUGCCGGGGCGGCUGGCGAGCCUGGCCAAGGAGCAGAGGGCCAGGUUCUACAUCAUGCGCCGGUGUGUCACCAUGCUCGUGUGCUGGCGCGACUAGCCAACCCAGCCCCGGGUCAGAGACAGAGGUAGAAGAAACUAAGAGAUGUGCCUGAAUUUCCAUGGUCAUCCUUAGUUUGGUAGAUAGAUAUCGUAGACGAUACCAUGUGUCACAACAGAGCAGCUGCCACUGAUGUAUUAUCAUCCUUGGUUUGGUAAUUACUGUCACAGCCACUGUGUGGCACUGAUCCAUACAUGGAUAUAUGAAAAUGUUGCAAUUAGCUUUCGCUU
Lolium rigidum is the source of this 533-nucleotide messenger RNA. Its product is annotated as small polypeptide DEVIL 11-like. The transcript has a single exon. Bases 70 to 303 code for a protein of 77 amino acids. The record is from RefSeq and is a predicted model, not a curated record. Gene Ontology annotation, biological process: negative regulation of cell population proliferation. NCBI's taxonomy places the organism in Eukaryota, Viridiplantae, Streptophyta, Magnoliopsida, Poales, Poaceae.